This is a messenger RNA of Protopolystoma xenopodis, 687 nucleotides long. Lineage: Eukaryota; Metazoa; Platyhelminthes; Monogenea; Polystomatidea; Polystomatidae. The record is from the annotation of a GenBank genome assembly.
AUGAUGCCGACUACAAUUCUGGCGAAACGUUUGAGAAUCUCUUGGUUAAUCACUUGUUUGGGGUAUCCGAUCUGCCGCUACACCAUUUGGCUCACUGACGCACCUAUCGUUUUGGCCCAGAUUACAGCAGGUAACAAUAACGCAUUGGCAGAGUCUGGAACAUUGGAGGGUGCAUCUAACAGGCCUGUCGCCCCUCUUUGUACUCGAUGUUCUCGACAUGAUCGCCCAGUCACCUUGGUCUCGUUUACCUUUCGUCUAGGCACACGACUGCCUAACGGCUAUCUACAGGACUCUAGGGAGACCAUCUACACUACCUGCGUUUUUUGUGAUGAAGACUUUCGUUCUGCUUUUGGAAUUCGCCUGCCGAACGUUUCCACUCAGACUCUUGAUAUUAAUGCACAUUCUGUCUCCACCUCUUCCGAAUUACCUACUGGUCGCUUCAGUAACAGCAGUGAUGUAUCCAGCCUCAAUGUCGUCCACGGUGCAGCUGUGGGUAACCGGGCUCCCACGGGAUCCAUAUCCUCAUUGCGACCACCUACCCCCUCUGAAUCCUCUUCCUCUUCCUGCUCCUCUUUUAUUUCCUCACAUACUCCUUGCUUGUUAGAUCGGCCUGAGCGUCCUAUAGAUCCCGUGGUCUUCCCGUCUGGCACGCUUUCGAAUUCAACAAGGCCGUUGCAUGUACCUUAA